Messenger RNA from Malania oleifera, 1569 nucleotides. Its product is annotated as pectinesterase 1-like. The coding region runs from base 254 to 979 and encodes 241 amino acids. Gene Ontology annotation, molecular function: pectinesterase activity; pectinesterase inhibitor activity. The record is from RefSeq and is a predicted model, not a curated record. NCBI's taxonomy places the organism in Eukaryota, Viridiplantae, Streptophyta, Magnoliopsida, Santalales, Ximeniaceae. The transcript is spliced from 2 exons.
AAUUAUAAUAUCUUAAAUCCGAACUCGUUUCCGACACGCGGAUGACUAAUCAUGCGUCUUUUUCCGCCUCGAAUAUGCUGGGCCGUCCCUCUGUCAUUUCCGUCGAAAAGACGAGACAAUGUCAAUAUAAUACAAACGUUUGACUACUAUUCCCCAUCUGUUCCCAUCUUUUCCCACCCACUCAGCUUCCCUCGAGAAGCAGCGAAACCCUAUCAUCUGAACUGAACAAACCAGCAACAGAGAACCAUCGCAUAUGGAUUCCAUCAAUUUCUUCAAAGGUUAUGGCAAAAUCGACCACCUCGAAAAUCAAUCUGCCACCAGCGCCGGCGGCCGAAAGCGCCUCGUCACCACGCUCGCCGCCUCCUUCACUGCCAUCCUAACCCUCAUCCUCGCCUCCCUCUUCGUAGCUCUGAUCCACGAGUCCAACUCCGAGUCCGAUGAGACCCCCUCUCUCGCCCUCAACCCUGCUGACUCGAUCAAGGCCGUGUGCAGCGUCACCCGCUUCCCCGAUUCAUGCUUCUCCACCAUUUCCGCCGCUAAGACCGCUCCAAGAGCUGACCCCGAAGUCUUCUUGGCCAUCUCUCUUAAAAUCGCCAUCGACGAGCUCGCGAAGGUCGCUUCUCUGUCCAAAACGCUGGCUUCGAGGGUCAACGAUCCGCCGACCGAAUCGGCGUUGAGGGACUGCCGGGAUCUGUUCGCGGACUCACUGAGUCGACUCAACGAUUCCGCGUCGGCGAUGGGGGUUGCCCUCGGGGAGCCGAUGCUGACGGAGAAGAAGAUCAAAGACGCGGAGACGUGGAUCAGCGCAGCGAUCACGAGUCAGGGGACGUGCGUGGAUGGGUUGGAGGAGAUGAAAUCGACGGUUCUUGAUGAGGUCAGGGCUGCGGUGCGCAGGUCCACGGAGUACGCGAGCAACAGCUUGGCAAUCCUCGCAAAUAUUCAGACCCUACUCCGCAAGUUUGACCUCACCCUUCACUGAAGAUGUUCAGACACGUGGACGACCUCCAAAUGUCCAAGUUUCCUUCGCUAACAUACUAACACAUGGAUGACCUCUGGAUGCCCCUUUUGUUCAUAAUUACUUCGCAAGCACUCAUGGAGUAUCUAGAAGACAUUUCAGUGUGAGAAAGUCCCGAAUUGAGAUGCCAAAGCAAAUCCAAGAUGAAGACCCCUUGUGGGCCCCCCCCCACACAGUAUUGUGGGUCCCAUACAGUUCCAUAUUGGGUCCCACACGGUUGGGCCUCCCCUUUGACUUACUUUGUAUUAUUGCAAGAUAACUUAGCUUGCAGGUGUACUUAGUAAUUAUUCGGUCUAGUAAGUUGAAUUAUUUAAUAGGUUUAGUAAGUUGUAUUGAUGUCUUUAUUGUGUUUGAAAAUUGUGAGUGUGUUGAGAGUUGUGUGUCUCCCAUUCUUACAUGGGAAUUACUUGUGUGCAUUUAUUUUGUCCCCCCAUGCUAGCUUAGCUAGUUAUGUUUAUGUCUUCCCCUUCCCCAUGUGAAGUCUUUAUAUAUUUCCAUUGUAAUUGUUGUAAAAGCAGAGAGAGCUAGAGAAUAUAUUGUUAUCGAGUUAUAGA